AUGUACCUUUUGGAGCACAGCCUGUGGGUGGAGUCCCUUGCACGGACCGUGGGCCGCCGGGGAGAGGGGGCCCAAAGACCUCACAGCAGAAGGUUCCUGGAGUGUGAGACCCGGCGCCCAGGCAGAGACUGUCCCAGGACGGCACCAUCAGCCCGGGGUCAGGGUGGCCGUUUGGGGGUUGGCAGCAGUUUUGUGCUCCUGUCUGCAGAUGCCAUCAGAGAUGGAUUGGGGACCGUCCUGCAGGGAGGUGCUGAGGGGCGGAGCUGCGACAAUCGGCCCCACACCAGGUGGGUGUGGGGGCCGCUGAACCCAGGUCACCAAUGAGAGCUGUGAACCCAGCCUGACCCCUUGACCGAGGUGCUUUCAGGGCACAAGGGAGACGCAGGAGCUUGUGGCUGCUGUCACUUCUGCCCUCAGUUCAUAAACGCCUCUACACGUCCCCUGUGCUUGGCAAGGGGCCUGGAUGGAAGGGCCAAUGAGGAGAUGCCCAUCCUUCAGACACUGUGCCUCCCCGCAAAGGCCAGCAGCCCCGAGCAUCACUGUGCCUCCCCCCAAAGGCCAGCAGCCCCGAGCAUCACUGUGCCUCCCCCCAAAGGCCAGCAGCCCCGAGCAUCACUGUGCCUCCCCGCAAAGGCCAGCAGCCCCGAGCAUCACUGCCUCCCUACAAAGGUCAGCAGCCCCAAGCAUCACUGUGCCUCCCCUAAAAGGCCAGCAGCCCCGAGCAGGGCCCUGGGGAGAGACCAGGGGAGCAGAGGAUGGGAAGGAGAGUCAGAAGUAAGGGGCCCGGACUUGAGUAGGGUCCGGACGGCACCUGAAGGUUUCUGCAAGGUGGACUCGCCGGGCGGGAAAGUGGCACCCCCACGCCCUGGGAAGCUUGAGGUGCCGUAAGUCCUCGGAAGGGGCGCUGCGUCUGUAGGGGGCCCUGGCUCUCUGUUGCGGCCCCUAGGCAUGGGACCAGCUUGCUCUCAGGACAAGGGGAGAGGGGGCAAAGUGCCCACAAGGCCAGUGUCUGUGACCCUGUGUCUCUCACCCAACUUGGGACCCCCCAGAACCUUCCUCGGGCAGCCGUGAGGAGAAGGCCAGGAUGGGGCACAGCAGAGGCCUCACCUGCCCGGUGGGGGCUCUGGGGCUGGGGCAGCUCCUCAGAGAUUGCCCAAGUCCAGAGCUCUCACACUAUGCAGCCGUCUCGGGGUGCAGGGCCCCUGGGUUACUGGCAGGUCCGUCAGCCGCAGCCGCUGGCCCAUCCAGGGCCUGUUGGAUUUGCAGAGGCCGGACUCGGGAACCAACUAGGGGAGAACCAGGCCCCUCUGCACUCCUCACGACUUGUGUGGGGGCCGGCCUCUGCCGUCCACCUGGGGCGUGACAGUGCAUUCAAUUCUCUGUCUCUCCGUGUCACUGUCUCUGUGUCUGUCUUUAUCUCACCGUCUCUUUAGGUUUCUGUCUCUCUCACUGUCUCCCUCGCUCAGCAGCUGGGUGGGAAAAGGACAUUCUGGAAAGUUCAAUGUGAUCUUCCCUACAGAUCAGGACAACUGGGCUAUUACAGUGACGUAUUGGGGAUCUGGGAAAUGGCCCCUCGGAGUUCCGUGAGCUCUGUCUGGAAGGUCCCCAUUCAUUUCCCGUUCCCUGCUCUGCUCCACGGGGAUGCCACAAGGCUGCAGUUCCCUGACGCCGGCGUCUGCUCUGUCCCCAGCCCACCGCCCUGACCGUUUGGGCAGACCCUUCCUCCGCAGCGCCCCUUGGGAGGGCCAGGGGGACCCUUGCCCGAGCCCUCUGUGUGUUUCCGGUUCUUUCUUCCCCUCCCCUGUCUGGAUUCUGCAUCUGGAACCUGGCCCAGGGAGGAGGCUGGGUAUGGGAUGCUGGUGUUGCUGGGCAGCUGCCUGUGGCCCCAGCCUCCGUCUCGACCACCUUAGUGGGGUGGGUGUAGCUGCUGCCCAUCUCUCCUGCCCCCGGGGCUUGGGUGCUACUGGCCUUCACACCCACCUCUGUGGGGCAGGCCCCUGUACACCACUCAGUCUGCUGCUCAGCCCCACAGCGGCCCUGCCUUCCUCCUGACAGUCAGGGCCCCCUUCCGCCAUGGGGGGCCCGGCUCUGUGAUGGCGCCUGGCUGCCAGCCCUGCCCACACCGCCCAGCCACCCCAGCUUCCGGGAGGCUGCUGCCCACUCUUCACUGUGGCCAGUGCAGGGUCUCCUGGGCCCCCGGGAGCAGGUCAGCUGGCAGUGUCCUGCCUUACACCACAGCCACCAGCAUGGCCACUUCUCAGGGCCUUUGGUCCCCGGCACGGGCCGAGCUGGGUUCUCGCUCUCCUGAGCAGGUGUCUGGGCAGCUCCUGCAUCACUGGCAUUGCUUAUGUGCUGCACCUGUCUCCCUUGAUGGCUCUCAGCCCUGCAGUACCCAUGGACGUCCCUUCCCUCUCUCAGCAGGUGCCUUCUGGAAGAUUCCAUGUGGUGCACUUCCAGGGACAGGCAUGUUCAGGAGAAGCUGGGGGCAGUCCCCAGGGCAGGGAGGUGUUACCCAAAAGGUGGGGCCAUGCCUGGCCUCCUAGCCAGGGCCUCCAGCUCAGAAGGCUCAGAGCAGGGCCUCCACCACCUUCCCCAUC
Macaca mulatta (Rhesus monkey) is the source of this 2597-nucleotide messenger RNA. Lineage: Eukaryota; Metazoa; Chordata; Mammalia; Primates; Cercopithecidae. The record is from RefSeq and is a predicted model, not a curated record.